UUGAAACUUGCCGACAAAAAGACGAUGAAAUAGGGCUGUGUAAAAGUGAUACCUAGACUAAAAAAGAAUUUACUAUUUGUAAAGUAGACGCAGAUAUCUAAGUCACGUCAACGCUUGGUUCUUGUGCUCCGUUGGGAAAGAAUUUCCAACAUCCAGAAUUACUAAAGAUUUGAAGAUUUCGAUAACAUUAGAGCAACUUUUCAGCGAGAUGAGUGGAUGGAUGGCUAAAAAUACAUGGAUUUUGUGAGCUGCUGUUUGUUAAUUUAGAAAUAUACGUCCUUGGCGACAACAGACGCACAUCUGAUACCUCAGGGAUGAUGAAUAAGUGUCAAAACUUUAAGUAGACAUCACUGAGAGAACACCACGAGUAUUUGCUUCAUGCAGUAGAAACUAUUAUCCGAAAAAAAUGGCAGAAAUCCCCCAAGAACAGGAAAGUGAAAUAAGUUCACAGAGUAAUGAAAUCGAAAUGCGAACCAUUGAGCUAGAAGUCGUGCUUUCAAAGAUUGUAUUCCAUGCUUCUUGUAGUGCUGAUGACCUAGAUUUAGACGUGCCCGGCUGCUCAACAAAACAUCUUUCUAGCCCAGCAAAGAUAGAAUUCAUGGAAGAACCAAGCAGCGAGUCUAAAUGUCCCAAGACUAGAAAGUUUAAGAAUAUUGCUCUACCUCACUGGCUCAUCAAGCCACACGUUGUCAAGCAGAGGUCUCACGAUGAAGGAUUGUUUCGCAAACAUCUGCAAGGUAAAAAACGAAUAUUUCGAACAAACUCUGCUCCGAAAACCCUUGGAACUUCUAGUUCAUUGAAACUUGGAUUAAGAGAACAACAAUAUAAUACAAUAUUAGAGACGAAAGAAGAGGGACUCGCUACGCCAGAAAACUUUCACGAGCCGCCUAAAAAUCCUGUCAUGAAAAGACAGCCUACCGAAGAUGUUAAGGAGAAAUCCAAGAAAAAAUCUUGGGGCAGAAGGGCUUCGCUUCCCAGUCAUGUUGGUAACAAUUUUAAUGAGAUCGAAGUUAAUGAAUCAACUCAACAAAUAGCAAGUUCACUGACCCCGAAAGCCGAGAGAAAACAAUUUAAUUCGCAAGACAAAUUGGAAAAGGACGUACUAAAAGCUUUGCUGUUUGGGAGGUCAAACACGGGCAUUACUACUGAAAACCGAACUGUCAAUCCAGAAUCAAAGAAAUCCCAGUCAACAGACACUAACCAUGAAGAUGAUACAAGCAUUGAAGACGGUCAAAAUACUGACAGCGAUCGCCAUAGCAACGUGAAACAAACCCCUCGCUUGCAACUUCACCGCCUCGAGAGCCCGGAUUUAUUUUUUGUCCCCGUUUCUGAAGAAGAAAGUGAUACAACAGUGUCUUUGGACAGGAAGAUUUCCAGCUCUGCAGGCGAGCUUUGUACUGCCACUAAAAUCGAUAGCGAAGUGGUGGAACUGAAUGGGCUCAUUAAAACACUGAUCUGUCAGGAUUUGAAAAACUACCUUGAAGGGAAAGCAUUCACCUCAGAGUUAUGUCAGAAGUGGUGUCUUGACAUUAGUCAGAACAUCAAGACAGCGGUGCAGAAUUUCAUCGGUGAUAAUCAUAAACUAGUCUGUAAUGUGUAUAUUGCUGCUUUGCGAGGGAAAGGCAUUCAUUCUGCAGUGCAAUGCUUAUGGACUCCUGAUCAAGAUAACUUUGCGACGGCGAGUUAUAAGAACGACAGCUUGUAUGCAUUUGCAACUAUCAUCGCUACAAAGUACGAGUAGGAAUCAUGUCUAUCAUAUAGGUGGCUUUUUCAGAAUGCAAACUUGAUUUCUUUAUUCCUCCCUCCCCUGCGGCGGUGGAGGAGGUAAAGAAAGAUCUGCAUGAUCUCGGGGUGUUCUUUUUUUAUCGGCCUUCCCCUUCCUUCCUUCCUUCCUUCCUUCCUUCCUUCCUUCCUUCUUUCCUUCCUUUUCCUAAAUUAAUAUAUUGAUUUCUAAAUUAUGCCAUUAUGUCAUUAUUUUUCUUUCUUUUCUUUACUUUCUAUGAACUAUGAUAUUCGUCUUUAAUCUCUUGUCAUGAGAUUCUAUUCUACUGUUUUGGGUAAAAGUAAUUAAAACGAGAGAGGUACAAAAGGCAGAAUAAUUCACUAAAGCUACAGAUAGCCUACAGCCUGCAAUAGGCUGCUAUAUAUAGUCAUUGAUAUAUAUACUUGUAAUCAUAAAAAUGUCGCAGAGACUGAAAACUAAAACUGAUUUUUUGCUACAUUUUUUGCUCUCGCAGAGCAUAGCGGUCGCAAUUGUUGCAAGCCAGUCAUGUCUUAAGAAAAUUUCUCAUCCCGGCAGAAAACACAUGCACAUUCGCACAUUUUGUAUCAGAAGCCCGAUAAAGCUAUGCGACGGUAAGAGAAUCAAAUAUGUAUGGUCUAAAAGAUAACGGUAGAGCUGUUAAGCAAAAUAAGACACAUUGGCUAUUAAAAAAAGAUUGAUAAUCUACUAAAACUAUUAAUUCUCGUAUCGCGAGACGUUUGUAGGCUGUGAUAAGAUAAGAACCCUUAACAAAACGAGCGUAUAGAUCUUCUCGUCCAUUCCACAGAAGCAAGAGGUCUGAUAAAUUCCCGAGAGAUUGCGACAAGCUCGGAUUUAUUUGAUAUUUUCCACUUCAAUAAAGAUCCCAAAGUUCAAAGCUCUUAGGUCUAUGGAAUGACAGGAAUGGUUGUUAAUUGACUGUAGUGGACGUCUGUGCAAGAUUAAAACGGCACUUAAGGAGCUAGUUACAUGAUGGAGUGCUUGAGUGUGACCAGUAGUGUUGAUUGUGUGUAUAACCUUACCAAAAAUACCAGUGAUCUUCAACUUAAUCACCAUGUUUGUUUAUAACAUUAACUUCUCAGUUUCAAAUUGUCUGCUGCUCAGGGCUAGCCUCGAUUUUGUGAAGAAUAUUAAGGUGUUCCAGUGAAGGUCCGUGGAAUUUUAAAAGUGUAUGAGUUCCUGAGUUUGGGAACUGAAUUUGGGGUAAGCCUGUGUAAAUGAGUCUGUUAUCAAGGAACACAGCGGUUAGCCUUAAAAGGGUCUAUUCCUUUGAGAAUUUUGUUUUUCGUUCAUACACACUAAUUUCUUCUCGAACAUUUACUGCUACGUACUGGCAAAGGAAAUAAUACUCAAGGGAUUGCGUGAACAGUAUUUAAUCAUGGAAAUGGCUGUUUUAAUAAACAAAUGUUAACACAGUAAUACCAUUAGCAUUUUUAGGUUAAACCAGAUUUUUGAUGGAGAAUAUGUUCGUACUUUUAAGUUAAUCUGUCCAAAA
Messenger RNA from Actinia tenebrosa (Australian red waratah sea anemone), 3257 nucleotides. RefSeq lists its product as uncharacterized. NCBI's taxonomy places the organism in Eukaryota, Metazoa, Cnidaria, Anthozoa, Actiniaria, Actiniidae. Gene Ontology annotation, cellular component: cytoplasm; cytoplasmic dynein complex. The record is from RefSeq and is a predicted model, not a curated record. Gene Ontology annotation, molecular function: dynein intermediate chain binding. Gene Ontology annotation, biological process: microtubule-based movement.